Messenger RNA from Plasmodium relictum, 7749 nucleotides. Its product is annotated as reticulocyte binding protein, putative. The coding region runs from base 1 to 7749 and encodes 2582 amino acids. NCBI's taxonomy places the organism in Eukaryota, Apicomplexa, Aconoidasida, Haemosporida, Plasmodiidae. The record is from RefSeq and is a predicted model, not a curated record. The transcript is spliced from 2 exons.
AUGGAAAGAAUAAAAAUUAUGAUAGCCUAUUCUGUUUUUAUAUUUAGCUUAUUUGAUCUAAGCUAUGAGAAGAAAGUUGAAGUAACAUCAAAUAAGUUUAAAUCGAAUAUAAAAAAUUUAUCCUCUGUUCCUAACCUGGAAAAAACAGAAUUAAAAAAUUUUGUUAUUGAAUAUAAUAACGAGAAAAUGAAAAAUUUACGAAUUUCUAUUUCUUCAAAUCCAAAUAUAUAUAAUAAAAAAAUAGGAAAAUUAGAAAUUGAAGAGAAAAAAUCUCCAAAUAUAUACAAAGUGAAAUCAUCUGUGGUAAAAAAAGAUUAUAAUAUUAAAACCAAUCCGUCAAAUAUUAUGCAUAUAGAAAAAAAUAUUCCUUAUUUAUCUAACAUAUAUAUUUAUAAUGGAGGGAAACAAAAUAAGUUAGUUAGUAGUGCAUACUCCUUUAUUGAAGAAAAAACUUCAGAAUUAAUUGAUCAUCAAUUAUUAAAUGAUUACAGGAGUUUAAUUAAACAGCUCGAUGAAAAUUAUAAAAAAGGAAGAGAUUCCUAUAUUAAAUUAUUAUCAUAUAAGGAAACUGAAAAAUACUACCUUGAAAAAGAAAAAGAAUAUUAUCAAAAUUUUCAAAUUAGGAUAGUCCCUGCUAUUGAUGAAAUAAUUAAAAGUGCAGAAGAGUACAUAAAUUACUGUAAAAAAUCUAAAGAUGAUAUUAAAAAAAAAAUGAAUGAAUUAGAACUUAUUGAAAAUGUUGAGAAAGUAGAUACAAUUACUCAAAAAAUUGAUGCAUUUAAAUCAGAUAUAGUAGUUAUAAAGGAAAAACUCAAUAAAGAUUUUGAAUCCAUUGAAAAAAAAAGAGAAGAUGUUUAUAAAGAUGUAGAUACAUAUUUAAAGUUAGAACGAAUCAAAGUAAAACAAAAAAGAAAUGUGAGAGGCUCUUAUAGAAAGACUAUUGAAAGUUAUCUUGGGGAAAUGGAUAGCUGUGAGAAAUGCGGCAAUCUUACAAAAGAAUGUGAAAACUUCUUGGAGUCUGAUAGUAAGUUGUUAAAAAUUAAAAAUAAAAAUUUCUAUCACAAAAAAUAUAAACACACUUUAAAGUUAUUAAUGGAAGAAAUUAAUGACAUUAUAACAAUUUCUAAAGAAAACGAAAAAAUUAUUUCUGAUAACUUUGCGUCUAUUAAAGAUAUGCAAAAUAAUGUACGUAAUUUUGUAUUUGAUAAUAAUAAUAUUACAGAAAAGGCUACUUCUCUUUCUAUUGCUUAUUAUAAUUAUAUUUUUGCGGAAAAAAGUUGCCAAGAAUUGAAAUUAAACUUUGAAAAGAAAAAAGGAGAAAUUUAUGUUUUAUUUGACAACAUAGCAAAGGAAUUAGGAGAUGAAAUAAAUUCUCUAGUUUAUCCCUCAGAGAUAGAAUCAAAGAAUGAGAAAAUUUAUUCACAAUCAAAGGAAAUAUUGAGUUAUGUAGAUCGUAUGAUACAUGAAAAUUGUGAAAUAUUAGAAGAUUUAUCAUAUAGCAAUCAAGAAAUUUCUGCUAUUAUCAAUAAAAUUAUUCAAUUAUAUUCUCAAAUAGGUACACAUAACAUAAGUUUGAAAAGAGAGUUUCAUUCAAUUAAUGAAAAAUAUAAUUCUUUUAAAUCAGAAAAGUGCCAGAUAGAAACAUGGAAACAGAAUCUACCUAUAGAUAAUCAAAAAAUAUUAAUUGACAUUACAGAAAAUGUUCAUGCUAAAAAGAAAAAUAUUGAAGAUAUCAUAGCAUCAUCGAAUAAAAAAAAUGAAGAAUUAGAAAGAAAUUUUGAAGCAUUAAAGAGUUUGAAAGAUGAGAUUGAGGAAUUAAUUAAAAAAAUUAAAACAGAAAAAGAGAUUUUAAAGGAAUUAAAAACGAAAGAGGAUGAACAGAUAAAACAAGCUGUAGGAAAUAUAGAACAGGAAUUAGAAAAUAUUGGAAGAAAAAUAAGUAAGUUAAAAUCAUUUAUGGACUUAAAAUGCACAGAAAAUAAGGACAUAAAAAUUAUUGAAAAAGUAAUUGAUGAAUCAUCAUUUGAUAAUAAAAGUGAAUAUACAACAAAAAAAGAAAUAGCUAAAGAAAAAAUGGAAACAGCUGUAAGAUCAUUAUUUCAUAAUGGAAAAAUAGAAAAAACAUAUAAUGAAAUACCAAAUUAUAUAUCUGAAAAAAAAAGAGUCAACUAUAUGAUAUAUGACUUAAAUACAAUUAAUAGUAUAUUAGGAGAGUUGAAACAAAAAUCUACUGAAAUAGAUAAUAUUAUAGAGGAAGGUACAACUAUUAUGGAAGGUGAUAUAGCAUCCGCCACUAAAAAUCUUUCAGAACUCAGAGACAACAUUAUAACUGAGUCUAUUGAAGAUUUACAUAAUAAAAUGAAGAAUUCGCACGAAACUUUUAAUCAAAUAUUGAGUUUUAUAAAUGAUAGUAUGAUUGAUUAUAAAAAGAAAAAAGAUAAAUUUAAAGAUUUCGAAGAAGAUAUAAAGAAAAAAAAAAUUUCAUUCUUCGACAACCUUGUUGAGGAAGAUAGUGACACACUAGAAGGAAAAGAUACAUUUCAAGAAACAUUUAGUCUUAAUAAAAUUAUUAAAGAAAAUGAAAACUUGAUAUUAACAAAAAUCAGUGAAGCAAGAAAUAUUGUUUCUAUUUAUAAAGAACAAUUUGAAAUAUACAAAAAAAUAGAGGAACAUGAAAAAAUUCUUAAUAAUCAUAUAGUUUUUGGCAAUCUUAAAGCUUUAAAGGAAAAAAUUAUUGAAAUAAAUGCAGAUAAAAAAUUAAAUGAUUAUCAGAGAGAUUAUGAGAGUGUAACUAGUUCAAUAGAUGAUAGCAUAGAAAAAGUUAGGUUAUCAAAAAAAAUAAUAGAAGAUAUUAAAGUUUUAAAUAAAGUUAUAAAUGAAUCCAAUAAAAAUGGAGAAUCAAUUGAGAAUUUAAGAAGAAAUUUGAAGGAAUUAGAAGAAAAACUAAAUAGACAUUAUAUCUCUAUUGAAGAAGAUAGCUUGAUAGAAAAUAAUGUAAAAGAAAACCUUUUAAGUGAAUUAAGAAAAAAAAAAAAAAUUGUGGAAGAUCAAAUGAAACCAAUUGAUGAAUCAGAGAAAAAGUCAAAGGAUCUACUAGAGUCCUCUGCAGAUUUAAAAAAAAACGGCAAGAAUUCCCUUAAUGAAAAAAAUAUAACAAUCGAUUCAGAAAAUAUAUCAAGAAAAAAAAAAAAUUUAGAAACUAUUAUAGGCGAUAUAGCAAGUUCAAAUGUAAGAAUAAAUACAUUAAGUUUAGAAGUUGAUAAUUUAAUUAACACCCAAAAUAAUGAAAUUGCAAAUAUGAUUUAUAGUUUUAUAAUGGAACUAUAUCAAGAAAUAAGCAAAAAAAUAGUAGCAAGUUCACGAAUUUUAGAGGUAGCUGAAAGAGGUUUCAAAAAAUAUAAAUUUGAAAAAGAUAUAAAGAAUGUGAUUUAUAAUAAUAAUAAGGAAAAAUUGAAUGAAAUAUGGCAAAGUUUUAGUGAAUUAAAGAAUAAUAUUAAUAUAGAUAAAGAAAAAAUUGCAGAAAUUCAACAUAAAUUUAAAAGUGAAGUUGAUAACUCUAAUAAUCUAAAGAAAUAUAAUGAAAAAUUCAAUGAAAAAAGAAACAAUAUGAAAAGGAAGUAUGAAAAAAUGAAAAAAGAAUUGGAAGAUCAUGAUAAAGUGGACAUAAGGUUGCAAAAUACAUUAGCAGAAAUUAAUGAAAAAAAAUUAGAAUAUAAAAAAAUAUUAGUAUAUGAUUACCUUGAUCAAAUUACAGAUGUAAAAAGAAGAGCUGAAGAAGAAAUAAAAACUAUUGAUCUGUAUAAAGAAAAAAUUAAGCAAUUAGAGGAAAACAUACCGGAUAUAGAAAAAUGUUCAUUAGAAAGUUUAAAUUAUGAAGAUUAUGUUAGUGGUGCUAAAAGAGAUAUAGAGGAAAUAAAUAGAUUAGAAAAAGAUGUUAAAGCAACAAUGAAAAAUAUAUCAACAGUAAAAGUAGAAAAUGAUAUUUAUGCCAUCCAAAUAAACGUUGAGGGAAAAUUGAAAGAAGUUAUAAAUAAAAAGAGUAAAAUAGAUUAUGCAUCAAAAACAAUUAAACAUAUAGAAAUGAUGUUAACAUCGACAACAUUUAGCGUAGUAAUGCAAGACAUAGAAAAUAACGCUCAACUAGUUAAAAAAGAAGAAGAAAAUGCAAAAAAAGAAUUCACGGAAUCAGAAAAUGCAAAAAGAAAAGUACUAGAUUAUUUGAAAAAUGCAGAGGAAUUAAGGGAUUUACUUACACAUAACUUAGAUGAAGAUUUAUUUGAUAAAAAGAUAGAAGAAAUAAGGUUAGUUAGAAAAAACAUUAAAUAUAAAAUAAAAGAUAUAAAUGUGUUUUUAUCAGAAGCUGAAAAGCACAAAGUUGCUUCUUCAUUUUAUUUUAAUAAUAUCAUAAGAGGAAAAGAUAAAAUAAUAUAUUUAAAAAAUAAUGAUGAAGAAAAAAUAUUAACUGAUCAAGUAAUGGAAAAUGUAAAUAGAUACGUUGUUGAGUCUGAAAAUUACUCAAAUAAGGCAGCUAAAUAUACAGAAGAAACUCAUAAAAAUUAUGAAUUGUCUUUGAAAUAUAGAGAAAAGAUGAAUGAUAUUUUAAAUGAUUCUAUAAUUUUAGCAGAAAAAAUGAAGAUUGAGAUGAAAAAAAAUUAUGUGACAGAUAUACUUAUAAAAAUGCAAAAUGGUUACUACGAUAAUAUAUACCUAUUAAAAGGAUUAAAAAAAAGAUUAAUUAGACUAGAGCAAGAAGAUAUUAAUAUGCAAAAUGAAGAUGAAGCAAAUAAUGAAAAAUCCAUAGAUGCAUUUACUAAAAUACAAAUUACAAGAAUAAAUGCAAACCAAACUCUACUAGAUAAAGAGAAAUUAAAAAAUAGAAUAAUAAAUAUUAUAAGUGAUGCCGAAAAUGAAAUGAAUUCCUUUUAUACUAUAGUUGAAAAAAAUUAUGAAAGUUCAUUAAAUGAAUUAGAAAUAGGAAAAGAUAACUUAGAAAAAAUUUCAAAAGUUUUAGAAAAUUUUGAAGAAAAAAAAAAAUUUUUUGACACUGAACUAAAUUAUCUUAAGGAUAUAGAGACUAUAACUGCUACACUAGAAGAUCAAAUGGUAUUAUAUAAAAAAUUUUAUGAAGAAGGAAUCCUGGAAGAGAUAAAAAAAAUAGCUGAGGAAUAUAAAAAAAAUAUAGAUGUAUUAAUAAAAUCAAUAAAAUUAACUAUUGACACAUCAAUUACAUUUUUGAAAAAUUCUGCAUUAAAAGAAAAUGUUAUAUUACAAAAAUUUAAAGAUCCUGAAAGAAAAAUGAAUGAGAUAUAUGACUCAUUUAAUAAAUCGUACAAAGAAAUAGAAAAAGAAGCAUUAAUGAUUUUAGAAUCUUCUAAAACAUAUAAUGAUUUGAAAGAGAAAAAAGAAAAAGCUAAAGUAGAAAAAGAAAAGCUUAUAGAAUUUAACAAGGAAAUGAAAAAUUUGCUGAAUAAUAUUAAUGAUAUUAGAAUAAAUGAGAUAUUAAGAUUAAUAUUAUAUAUGAAAAAUGAAUUAGAUAACGUUAACGAAAAUGCUAAGGAAGAGUAUACAAAAUUGGGGAAAUAUUCAGAAAAUAUUAAAAGAAAUCUUGAAAAUAUUAUAAAUUCAAAUUGCACAUGUACUGCAUUGAUUGAGAUAGAUAAUGCAAAAAAUAAAAUUAGUAAAUUUAAAGAAAGGAAAAUAGUGCAUUCUUCUUAUAAAGAUAAAGCAUAUUUAAUUUAUGAUAAAAUAUGUAAAAUAAUUUCAUUUAUAGAUAUGAAUAUAGAAUCAACAUCAAUUUUGGAAGGUUAUAAAGACAUAGAAAAUGCAGAAGAUAUUGUUUUAAGUAUACAAGGUGAUUCAUUUGAUAUAAAUAAUAAAGAAAAAGAGAAUGAAGAAAAUAUUAUCAUUAUGGAAGAUAUUUAUGAAAAAAUAAAAAUAAGAGAUGAACUAAAAAAAAAAAUUAAAAAUACAAGAUAUAAAGUUGAUAAAACUUUACGUAGUGCACAAGAUUCACUUGAAAAUUUUAAAAAAAUAAAAGUUAUUAAUAUCAAUGAGGAAUAUGAUGAAAUAUUGCGAAAUUCUAAAGAAUAUGGGAAUUUUAAAAAAAUUAUCAGUUUUUAUGAAGAAAAGUAUAAUAAAAUUCAGACAGAGUUAAAAACAGACGAAAUAGUAGCAGAAUUUAAUAAAUAUGGGAAUUUUUUAAAUGAUUUAGGUUAUUUUAUUGAAAUAUUACAUAUAAAGAAGUUUACUGAAGGUGUAAUAGAAAAAGUAGAAGAUUAUAUAAACAUUAUUGAAAAUAAAGUAGUUGAUACAAAUAAUAACAUUUUAGGAAUUAAUUCUUAUUUUUAUAAGUUAUUAGAAUUAAGAGAAAAAUGCAAGUUACAUAUUCUCUCUUUAGCUAUUACAGCUAUUAAUUCUGAAAUGUCGAAUGAUUCAACCAUAAUUGAAAAAAGGAAAAAUAAUGCUGUUGAAUGUGUAGAGUAUGUUGUAAAUAGUUAUAACUCCAUAAAUUAUGACAUUUAUACAACCAAUGAAUGUUUUCAUAGGAAUAUCAUUAGUAUUUAUGAAUUAAAUGGUGUUGAACAUUUAAAUAAUCUUAAAGAUGAAUUAAAGAAAAACCAACAAAAAGUUAUAGAAAGAAUAAAUGAUAUAAAAAAACUAUUUUUAAGAGCAAAUGAAAAAAAAAAUUCUAUUUAUGUAGAUAAAAAUUUACUAGAAUUAAAAAUUCUCUAUAAAGAGUUUAAACAAGAAAAAAACCACUUAAAAAAAAUUUACAAAAAGAUUAAUGAAACAAAAUUGAAAGAAAUGGAAAAUAGUUCUAAAAAAUUUGUUGAUAUAGCAGAAUCAUAUAAAAAUGUUAUAGAAAAUGAAAAGAGGUAUAUUUUAGACUUAAAAAAUUAUUUAGAAAAAAUUGAAUAUUUCAUGAAAGGAGAAUACCAAAAAUUACUUCUUAUUAAACCUAUAGAUACAAAAGAAAAAAUUUUACAACUUGAUGAAUUUUAUAAUUUGUCUAUAUAUAUUUUUAUAGAAAUAUAUAAGUAUGAAAAUCACAAUAAUAGUGAAAAUAAGAAAAUGAUGAAUCAUAUAAAACAAAUUUCAUAUUUAAUAGAAAGAACAAUAUUUUUAAUGAAAGAUACAGAAUUAUACCAGUGUGAGAAUUAUGAUGAACUAUCAGAGGAAGAAAACAAGGAAAUAUUAAAUGACGUAAAUGAUUAUAAAAAAAGAACUAAAAGUAAGAUAGAAGAAUCAAGAAGAAUUUUUGAAAGCAUAAUGAGAAGCAUAGACCAAAAUAAAAUAUUUAUACAUGAAAACAAUAAUAUGAUUCAUUCUAUUUAUAAUAUUGUAAUUAAAGUGAAUAAUAUAAUACAAUAUUACGAAAAAGAAAUAAUUGAAAAAGGAGAAUAUAAUGAAAUAAAAAUCCAUUUAAAUACAACUAAUAAGAUAAAGGAUAAAAAUAUAUUAAUUACUAAUAAUGUUGGUAAUGAUAUUCAAUAUAAUGAGAUGGGUUCAGAACUGUACUCACAAAAUAAAGAGAACAGUAAAAGUAAAUUAGAUAACGGAAGCAUUAAAUUAAUAGGAACUCUAAUUGCGUUGUUAAUAUGUUAUGGUGUAUUAAUUUUAAUUGUUUAUAAAAGUAAUAAUAGGAAAAUUAAUUAUAAUAAUAAGAGUUUUAAUAAUUUUGCAUUUUCUAAUAAUGCACAUAACUCUUAUAAAGAAGGAGAUACUCAAAUAUAUUUUAAUAUCCUAUAA